CCGUCACAGCAAAUCAGUUCUUUCAGCGCUUCCUGGAUUUCGCUACCCGUUUUGAGACUAAGGGGCGGGGCUUUGCGAGCAGGGUGCCUAUUGGCUUGAGGUCCCGCAGGCUCUGGGCGCUAAUUGGCCGGAGGGCGGUGGCGUUCUGGCACGCUUGCGCGGCGAGUAGAACGUGUGGCGGCGGCGGAGAUCGCGUCUCCUUUUUCGUUCCCAGUCCCGCUGCUGCUCUUGUGAGCGCCCGGCGUGUCCGUCCAGUCCAUCGCCCGCAGCCAGUCACCUGUCUGAUUCUCGCCGCGGCGGCCUCUCACCAACACCGACACCCACAUUGACACCUUCAAGCUGGUCCGCCGCCUUACUCGUUGUCUUUCCAUCUCUACACAUGGCCUCCUCCGCGCAGAGCGGCGGCUCCUCCGGGGGACCCGCGGUCCCCACCGUGCAGCGGGGCAUUGUCAAGAUGGUCCUUUCAGGGUGUGCCAUCAUCGUCAGAGGGCAGCCUCGGGGGGGCCCUCCCCCCGAGAGGCAGAUCAACCUCAGCAACAUUCGAGCUGGAAACCUUGCUCGCCGGGCGGCUGCCACACAGCCAGAUGCCAAAGAUACCUCGGAUGAGCCCUGGGCAUUUCCUGCACGAGAGUUCCUUCGGAAGAAGCUGAUUGGGAAGGAAGUCUGUUUCACGAUAGAAAAUAAGACUCCGCAGGGGCGAGAGUAUGGCAUGAUCUACCUGGGAAAAGAUACCAGUGGGGAAAACAUUGCAGAGUCCCUGGUUGCAGAGGGCUUGGCCACCCGGAGAGAAGGCAUGAGAGCUAUUAAUCCUGAGCAGAACCGGCUUUCUGAAUGUGAGGAACAAGCGAAGGCAGCUAAGAAAGGGAUGUGGAGUGAGGGGAAUGGUUCACAAACUAUCCGGGACCUCAAGUAUACCAUUGAGAACCCAAGGCAUUUUGUGGACUCACACCACCAGAAGCCUGUCAAUGCUAUCAUCGAGCACGUACGAGAUGGCAGUGUGGUCAGGGCUCUGCUCCUCCCAGAUUACUACCUGGUUACCGUCAUGCUGUCAGGGAUCAAGUGCCCAACUUUUCGACGGGAAGCAGAUGGCAGUGAAACACCAGAGCCUUUCGCUGCAGAGGCCAGAUUUUUCACCGAGUCUCGACUGCUUCAGCGAGAUGUUCAGAUCAUUCUGGAGAGCUGCCACAACCAGAACAUUCUGGGCACUAUCCUUCAUCCAAACGGCAAUAUCACAGAGCUCCUCCUGAAGGAAGGUUUUGCACGCUGUGUGGAUUGGUCGAUUGCAGUGUACACUCGGGGUGCAGAAAAGCUGAGGGCAGCUGAGAGGUUUGCCAAGGAGCGCAGGCUGAGAAUAUGGAGAGACUAUGUGGCUCCUACUGCUAACUUGGACCAAAAGGACAAACAGUUUGUUGCCAAGGUGAUGCAGGUGCUGAAUGCUGAUGCCAUUGUCGUGAAGCUGAACUCUGGCGACUACAAGACCAUCCACCUGUCCAGCAUCCGACCGCCAAGGCUGGAGGGAGAAAACACACAGGAUAAGAACAAGAAACUACGUCCCCUGUAUGACAUUCCCUACAUGUUUGAAGCACGGGAAUUUCUUCGAAAGAAGCUUAUUGGGAAAAAGGUCAAUGUGACUGUGGACUACAUUAGACCAGCCAGCCCAGCCACAGAGACGGUGCCUGCCUUUUCAGAGCGUACCUGUGCCACUGUCACCAUUGGAGGAAUAAACAUUGCUGAAGCCCUUGUCAGCAAAGGUCUAGCCACAGUGAUCAGAUAUCGGCAAGAUGACGAUCAGAGAUCCUCUCACUAUGACGAGCUGCUUGCCGCCGAGGCCAGAGCUAUUAAGAAUGGCAAAGGAUUGCAUAGCAAGAAGGAAGUGCCUAUCCACCGCGUCGCAGACAUAUCUGGGGAUACCCAAAAAGCAAAGCAGUUCCUGCCCUUUCUCCAGCGGGCAGGCCGUUCUGAAGCUGUGGUGGAAUAUGUCUUCAGUGGUUCUCGUCUCAAGCUAUAUUUGCCAAAGGAAACUUGCCUUAUCACCUUCUUGCUCGCAGGCAUCGAAUGCCCCAGAGGAGCCCGAAACCUCCCAGGCUUGGUGCAAGAGGGAGAGCCCUUCAGUGAAGAAGCAACGCUUUUCACCAAGGAACUGGUGCUGCAACGAGAGGUGGAGGUGGAGGUGGAGAGCAUGGACAAGGCGGGCAACUUCAUCGGCUGGCUGCACAUCGACGGUGCCAACCUGUCCGUCUUGCUGGUGGAGCACGCGCUCUCCAAGGUCCACUUCACUGCGGAGCGCAGCUCCUACUACAAAUCCCUGCUGUCUGCCGAGGAGGCCGCCAAGCAGAAGAAGGAGAAGGUCUGGGCCCACUAUGAGGAGCAGCCCGUGGAGGAGGUGACACCUGUGCUGGAGGAGAAGGAGCGCUCAGCCAGCUACAAGCCGGUGUUCGUGACCGAGAUCACUGACGACCUGCACUUCUACGUGCAGGAUGUGGAGACCGGCACCCAGCUGGAGAAGCUGAUGGAGAAUAUGCGAAAUGAUAUCUCCAGCCACCCUCCUGUCGAGGGCUCCUACGCCCCACGCCGGGGAGAAUUCUGCAUUGCCAAAUUUGUAGACGGAGAAUGGUACCGGGCCCGAGUAGAGAAAGUCGAGUCUGCUGCCAAAGUGCACGUCUUCUACAUUGACUACGGCAACAGAGAGAUCCUGCCGUCCACCCGCCUGGGUACCCUGCCUCCUGCCUUCAGCACUCGUGUGCUGCCCGCUCAAGCCACGGAGUAUGCCUUCGCCUUCAUCCAGGUGCCCCAAGAUGAGGAUGCUCGGACAGACGCCGUGGACAGCGUGGUACGGGAUAUCCAGAACACUCAGUGCCUGCUCAACGUGGAACACCUGAGUGCCGGCUGUCCCCACGUCACCCUGCAGUUUGCUGACUCCAAGGGGGACGUGGGGCUGGGCUUGGUGAAGGAGGGACUGGUCAUGGUGGAGGUGCGCAAGGAGAAGCAGUUCCAGAAAGUGAUCACAGAGUACCUGAACGCCCAGGAGUCGGCCAAGAGUGCCAGGUUGAACCUGUGGCGCUAUGGAGACUUCCGAGCCGAUGACGCAGACGAGUUCGGCUACAGCCGCUAAGGAGAGAAUCGGGUCCAGCCCCCACCCCGCACCGCUCACGCCAGCACCUCCUCCUCUGCCGGGACGGUGUUCCAGCUCCAGACCCCAAAUCAGGGGUGUAGAUUGGGUCCAGCUUUGCUUCGGUGUAUAGAAAUGUCUUGUAGGGCACCAUCUGGACUGGGGUGGGGUGCAGGGAGCCUGAGGCUUUCAGGGGACGAGCCAUUGUCUUCUGAGAUGACGAGCAUCGCUGUCCACAGACGCCCAACAGAUUUUGUUUUUUUAUUUGGAUGGGGGUUUGUGUUUUUUUUUUUUUUUAAUUGUCCUCAAAUCAGGAAGAAACAUGAAAGACUUUGUCCUAAUGGAGGACAUCAUCCUGGUACCCGAGGCCAGCUGCCAGCUGGUACCCCACUUCUGUUCCAGACUGCCCUUCUUCCCAGCUCUCUGUCCAGCUGUUGAUUACGUGAUUUCUCUGAUAUGUCCAUUCUCAAAUGCCAGCGUGUCCACAUCUGCCCCCUCACCAGUCCUCCCCUUUUCUGUAUUUAAAGCUUUUAAGGCCCAAUAAAAUAGUACAUGCUCUCUGCA
Messenger RNA from Pteropus alecto (black flying fox), 3673 nucleotides. It is a transcript of the gene SND1, whose product is annotated as staphylococcal nuclease and tudor domain containing 1. Gene Ontology annotation, cellular component: cytosol; nucleus; RISC complex. NCBI's taxonomy places the organism in Eukaryota, Metazoa, Chordata, Mammalia, Chiroptera, Pteropodidae. Gene Ontology annotation, biological process: regulatory ncRNA-mediated gene silencing; mRNA catabolic process. Gene Ontology annotation, molecular function: nuclease activity; RNA binding. The record is from RefSeq and is a predicted model, not a curated record. Bases 380 to 3112 code for a protein of 910 amino acids. The transcript is spliced from 24 exons.